Messenger RNA from Rhineura floridana, 8343 nucleotides. It is a transcript of the gene TRDN, whose product is annotated as triadin. Gene Ontology annotation, cellular component: sarcoplasmic reticulum; membrane. The transcript is spliced from 40 exons. Lineage: Eukaryota; Metazoa; Chordata; Lepidosauria; Squamata; Rhineuridae. The record is from RefSeq and is a predicted model, not a curated record. Bases 478 to 2889 code for a protein of 803 amino acids. Gene Ontology annotation, molecular function: signaling receptor binding.
CCUCAAAAGAACUGUAAUCAUAUUUAAGAAGCAGCAGGGGUUUUAAACAGGUCUUUCUGGUUCCUUUGUGGUGUUAUUGCUUUUACCUGCUUUGAUGUCUCAUAUGCAAUUGGAUAAACAACAACAAAAAAGUUGGUCCCUGAGUGUGGUGCCCAGGAUGCCAAAAAAGCUGUGCUAGAGAUUUGCUGAGAGCCAUUGCUAUUUUUGUAAGAAGCUGAUACUUCAGUCUGGGCUGCAAGCAUUGCCUUGGGAGAGGGGCUAGUUUCUUGGGAGGUGGGGAGGGCAGGGCAAGGCUUUACAGAGAAGAUAGCGCAAAAGAAGAAGAAAAAAGACCCAAAGAAAGUAAGAACUGUGUAGAACUCCCCACCUUUCAAUUCACCGUCUCCUGCAAGAGUCAGUGCUGCUGACCCUGCCAUCUCCUCUCGACUGCCAGUAUAACUUGAACUUUUCACCAGAGUGUUUCUUCCCGUCACCAUUAUGACUGAGAUUACAGCAGAAGGACCUGUGUCCACCACGACGGUGAUAGACAACAAGAAUGGAACAGUCCCUCGGCCACAUGUGAAAAUGUCCAAGAAAUCUGUUUCAGAAGAUUUUGCAACAACGUUCAGCUCACCAGCAGCAUGGCUACUUGUUGUUGCCCUUAUCAUUACCUGGUCAGCUGUGGCCAUAGUCAUGUUUGAUUUGGUGGAUUACAAAACCCUGGCUGGGCAAUCUGUACACAAGCUCACCACCGAUCCACUGAGAAUCAUACACGGUGCUGUGGAAGAGACCACUGACAGGAUUUAUGGCUUUCUUUCAUUACUGACUGACCUCAUAUUCGAAGAUGAAGACGAGAGUGAAAAAGGUGAAGUGGAGCCUUCCUUGAAAAUAAAAGAAGGAAUCCAACCACCAGUCAAAAGGAAAGAAAUUCAGAUAGAGAAGCCUGAAAAACAAGAGAAAAUUGGAAAGCCACCCCCCAAGGAAAUCCAGAUAGACAAGUCAGAAAAACAUGAGAAAAUUGAAAAAAAGCCACCACUCAAAGCAAUUCCCAAAGAGAAACCUGAAAAACCAGAGAAACAUGAAAAGCCAGAGAAAGCUAAAAAACCUGGAAAGCCAGAGAAAGUAGAAAAACCUGGGAAAAAGGAACUCUCAAAAGUGAUACACAAAGGAAAGCCUGAAAGACAUGAAAAGCCUGAAAAGAAAGAAAAGCUUGAAAAGAGAGGCAAACUUGAACGACCUGAAAAAGUGGGAAAAGCCAAAGAACCUCCCAAAGAGAAACCAGCAAAGCAAGAAAAGCCUAAAAAGAAAGCACCUCCUUUCCCAAAAGUAACAGAAAAGGUGAAACCUGAAUGGCAAGAAAAAACUGGGGGAAAAGUUGCUCCAAAAGACAAGAAGACCACUGGAGUUGAAGACGAAGCUAAAAAGGAUGUAAAGGAAAGAAAACAAGAGUCCAAGGCACCUGAAAGAGCAAAGCAUAAAGAAACCAAAGCAGAGGAAGUUGCACCUGCCAAGGCCAAAGUCAAAGCUAAGGAAGAGACAGCGCUGGUGGUUACAGACAAGUCCGAUGAGAAAGAUCAAUAUGCAUUCUGUCGCUAUAUGAUUGACAUGUUUGCGCACGGGGAUUUGUAUACAGGACCACCUCCUUCUUACCUAUUUUUACCACAGACCCCAGCAAUGACACCUGCAAUUCCAGCUGCUGAAGUGGGAAAACCAAAUGUGACAGCUACAAAACUGAUAAAAGAUGAAAAAAGGAAAAAAGUAGUUCAAGAAAAGAAAGCUAUUCCAGAAAUUAAAAUGAAAGAAGUGGAAGAAGGGAAAAAGAUAACCCAUGAAAAGAAAGUUGUUCAUGAAGUUAAAAAGAAAGACGUGGUGGAAGAGAAGAAGGUAACCCAUGCGAAGAAAGCUGUUUCUGAAAUAAAAGCACAAGGAAAAAAAGAGGAAAGAACUAAAGUUCCUGAGAAGACAGCUGUCCCCGAAGUUAAAAAAGCAGAUAAGAAAGCUGUUUUGACAAAAGACCUCAAAAAGCCAGCAAAAGCUCCUGCAGCCCAACCAGCUUCUGUAAAAGAAGUAGCACCAGUUUCCAGGAUUUCAGUAGCAGAUAAGCACGCAGCAGAACCACACAAGAAGGAAAAGCCAGUAGAAACUGCCAAGCUCCCAAAGAAGGAUGUCCCGGUAAAAGUACCUGGAUUGCUUGAAAAGAAAGAAGAUAAGCCAUUGAAGGUGGUGGAGCAAGAUAAACCAAAACCCAAAGAAUCAAAACAUUUCAAAGAUAAAGAAACAAAGCACCAUGCAGCAAUGAAAGACAAAGAUGCUGCCAAAGAAAAAGUAAAGCCUCCAGUAGCUGCCAAAGAAAAAGAGGCAGUGAAAACAAAAGAAGUGAAGACUCCAGUUGUCCAGAAACAGAAAGAACCUGACAUAAAAAAGGAAGGAAGUCCAGCUAAAACAGGAAAGAAAGUGGAGCAUAAACCACCAAAACAAGAAGCUCUUAGGCAUGAAAAAGAAGUUCCUCAAGAAAAAACAGCAAAGUCUAAAGAAACUACAAUACCAUCAGCUGAAAUCACAGUGGCAGAUAAGAAAAAAACAGAAAAGCCUUUGAAUGAAAAAGAAGGAAAAACAAUAAAGAAGACACAUUUUAAAGAAGAAAAGACUAAAGCCCCAACAGUAAAAGAAACCCACCACCAUCACAAUAUGACAACAGAAAAGAUUUCAAAAGCUGCAAGAACAAAGGGAUAUACUGAAAUAAAUGCAACUAGGAAAGAGAAAUCUGCUGUCCGCUACUAUCAGUGUGUCUUUGUAAAUGGCUACAAUGGGUAUACAUCCCAACACCCUGUUACUCCAAUUCAAGACUACAAAGGGAAAGCCGGACAGCCAAAGGCUUCUGGGCAAAAGACCAAGACACUGAAACAAUAGAGUCACACAACUUGCGACAUUAUGAACAUUUUGCACUUUAUGCUCUCUAUAGAGGGCUACAUGAAGUCCAUUGGCACCAUUGAUCAUAGAAAUGUGAUCCAAUAGAUCACAUGCACUUGGAAAGAUUGUCUGCUCAUCGCCAGAGCAGCAGAGGCAAAAUGAAGGGAGAUGUAACAGCAUUUGAGAGAGCAUCCAAGUACUCCUUUCCUGAAGAAAACCAUGGUGCUGAAAUAGUACUUGACAAAAAGUAAAUGUGUGUGUGUGUGUUCUUCUUAUGCUGUUUCUGCUUUGUGUUUUUCAAGCCUUGUUGGAACAAAAAGCAUUUUCCAUAUAAUCAAUUUAACCACAAAUGCCCCACUCAAAGUACUUAGGCACAGGAAGAGUAACAUGUGACAAUAUUUACAGUCUAUGUUAGUGUUCAGUUCAAUCAUGGAUCGAUGCCAAAGUUCUUUACUGAGUCAUAAGCCUGUUUCAGAAACUUUUAUUUUCCUUAAAGAAUUCUUGUCCUUAAAGAAUUCACUAUACAACGAGGUGAUCUACUUGGAGGCAAGCAAAUAAAAACCUGUUGUAUACUUGCCUUCAAGUAUCUGUAAAGGUAAAAGACAUUAUUUCCCAGGGUUGUGUUUUUUUUUAAAAAAAUGGAAUUGAUGCUGGACUGACAAAGAUGAACUAAAUGAAGGAUAAAAGGUUUAGAGAGUUUUAGACAUGGAUUCAGUGUUUUAAAUCCAUAUGCAUUAUCCUCAAAUUAUUUAUUCCAAGUCAUAUUCAGUAUUAGCAUGAAAUGUACCAUAGCUUGGAAAAGUUACUUUUUUGAACUACAACUCCCUUCAGCCCCAGCCAGCAUGGCCACUGGAUUGGGCUGAUGGGAGUUGUAGUUCAAAAAAGUAACUUUUCCAAGCUCUGAAAUGUACAUGUGGGAAGAACCAGUUAACCAUUUGGCACUGGAGAGAUCCAAUAAAAAGCCACAUUUGUCUUAUUAAAACAAACUACAUAUUUAGCUUUAUAUUUUCAUUUAGUGCAAUAGUGCCAUAAUUAGACAAAGUAAAUAAUGGUCAAUUUUGCUAUAUGAAAAAUAUUUUCCCCAAAAAACAAAUGAGUUUGCAUUUCCUCAAGCACUACACUCUUAAGUAUUUUUAGUUUGGAUACUUGAAGUAAGCAUAUAACUCCUAAACCAUACUUUAUUCUGUGAAAGAAUGAAUUGAUUUCUUAGCAACAAAAUGAAACACAUAAUAUUGAUCUCUAGAUGAUCUAGAAUAUUGGUCUGAAUAUCAUUAUUCCAACUGUCUGUCAAAAUAAGCCUGGCUUUGUAAAUAAUAAUGUGUCUGGCAAAGUAGUUGUUCCUUAUUAUAUUAAUGCAUUUUGUCUGUGUUGUUAUAUACUUGUAGUUACAAUGUCAUAACCUCAUUAAUUAUUGUAGAAUCAGCUUAACACAUGUAAACUUUAUUGUGUACAGAUUAUAUUUCCAGGAGUAGAACAACAUUACCAUGAAACUGGUAUUUAUUUUUAUGGGAAGGCACAAGUUUUCAGGGUAACUGUGCCCAGUGCUUUUUUUAAAAAAAUGAGAUGCCAGUACUCAUACCUCGAUAAAAGUGCCAUGGGUGCCAGCACAAAAUGGUUGCCAUGGGCAGCAAAAAAAAGAGGUGAUGGUAAUCUAUACCAAUGAGCAUCAUUACAAAAAAGCACUGACUGUGCCCUAGGAGACUCUGCCAGUUCACAACAGUAUUUGGAUGACUAUUUUUUCACUUCUACGUCAAGCUAGAAGUGACUGGAAUUCAUUACAAUCCAAUUACUGCCAUCUGUGGAAGGGGUGAAGUCCCCUGCGUGUUGGACUGGUACCUAGCAACACAAUUCUACAUGUGGUUUCUCAAAAGUAAGUCCAGCUGAAUUCAGUGGGGCUUACUUCUAGGACAUUGGGUAUAGGAUAGCAGCCCAAGUUGCAAAAGGCAGCCAAAAUCACAAAAGACAUCCUUUAUGACAGAAAUUUAACUACAUGGUAGAUUGUCCUAGUGAGGAGAGCAGCUCUGUGGAAUUACAGCCUUACAGUGCUGCUUCCUUUGCUGUAGACUUUUCCAUGGAUAAGUAUAAUGAGUAAGGAUAAGAACUUUAACCAACAAAGUUAUUUUUUAAGAAAACAUAUUCAAUGCCUUUACAGUGCAGUUACGAAAGGUACUUUUGAUAUCUCUCAACACAACCUGUAUCAAUGGAUACAGAGGUGAUUUACCUUUUUGAUAUCGCAUCAUGCUUAGUGGAAUAAUUUGUACUUUUAUAUCUCAUAACAAACAUGAAGACUUUAAACUGUGCCUGAUCAAGUGGUGAGAUUGCAGAGCUGGUGUCAGAUUAAUUUGUCACCAGCCCACCCAGAUCAGGAAUGAACUGUAAUAAACAAUGACUGCAGAGGUUUCAGAACCCAGUGAUAGGAUCUGGCCUCUUGUAGAUGGAUAGCAUCUACCUCCAAUUUUACACCACACAGAAACCUUAAGGUGCUGUCACUUUUUUCCUUAUUCUUUGCCUAUUGCUUAAUAUAGAUGAAUUAGCUUUCCAAAGGCCUGCCAAUUUAGCUUUAAGACAAAGCAUUAACGAAGGUUUUCUUGAGAAUUGUAUUUAAAUAUUGCUAAUUAUUGCAAGCUUUAUUUAAAACAUCUUUUAGCUUUUUAAUUUGAGCUUCUUGGAGUAUUGACCUUCCCAGUGCUAUUUAACUGGAGAAAGUACCGUAGCACAUUUGCAGCCAUUUCCCUCCUUUUUAUCUUCAUACCAGGAGGGCUUAGAGAAAAUGAAUGGCUGGCUUUAUUAACAAUGUCAAUAUGGCAUAUAUCAGACAUUAGCCAUUGAUCUCAGAAAUAUUAAUUGCUUUGCUUUGCAGAUGACUUGAAUGUCACUUCCCUUCAUAAAUCCAAUUAAUCUGAAACAUUGAUAUGACAUUACUUGAAUUGCAUGUUUUUAUCCAGAGAAAUCUAACUCUUACAGAUGAGUAUAUUUGUUGCUACUGAUUUUCAAACCAAAUGUAUGCCAUGUCUCCUAAUGGCUCUGGUACAUUUUAUGAGAAUUUGGGAAGACAUGAAAAAGUAGUUUUGUUUAUGUAUACUUCUAAAACAAAUUUGCUGUCCAAGCUAAUAGUGUUGUUCUCACCAAGAAUUAAACCUUGACAGUCUUUCUACAUGAAUCGUGUUCAAUGAGCAAAUUGUCACAACCACACUCAACAUCUUUAGCCAAAUUCCUUACUCCUAGACUAUGCUUUGGUGUGAGAACAAAGACUACGAGAGGUAAUGUCUAAGAACUAUUUUUACCAGUCCAUGUGAAGGCCUGGUGAUAAUAGUCAAAAUCUUCAUCACAAAAUAUAGGUCCCUGCGUUUUAAUAUAUAGAGAUGGUCUGGUUAAUUUCUGUCAGGAGGCAGGGAUUAGAAGCACAAAGCUUUGUUAUGUAUCCUGCAGAGUAAUCCUAAAUGGGGUUAGGAAGGAUCAGCAGAUACCACAUAUCAAGUCCAGCUAGCUCACACUGACUAGGAUGGAGGAGGGGUGGGGCGGUGGAGAAUUUUUCCCUUACCUUUUCACUAUACCAGCUGCAUAUGUUGGUGUAACUGAAGGACUCAAGGAUUUGGCCCCUUGUGGGAUCCAUGGGGCAUUGGAUCCUGUUUCAAGGUCUACCACCAGCACUAUUUUCACCCACCUGGGCACAAGUGAAUUGAGCCCCACGUGUUUCUGUUGGGUGGUGGAAGCCAGCAGAGAGGUACCAAUGUGCCAUACUAAUCCCUUCUAGCCAUUAACAUCAAGGGAUUAGGACUGUAAGAGUUUCAAAAAGCAAAAGGAAAGAAGAGGGAGGAAAAAAAAGAAAAAAGUACAAUUGGUAACAUAGAUGCAUUCUGUCAUGUUGAUGAGUAAGCAUUAGAACAAUCUCUAAGACUGAUUUCCCAAGACACCCACUGUGUCCAAGGUGCAGUGAGGACCUCCCAGUUGCUUGAGUAACUACUAUUUUACAACUUCUGGGAAUGGGAAUAGAUCAAAGAUAAGCAAAGAGAAAUACUAUGGUAGGAAUUUGUCAAAAAAAGGAAGUUUUAGAGACACGCAUGUGUUAAGGUGCUGGACUACAACCUGGGAGACCACAGUUCGAAUCCCCACACAGCCAUGAAGCUCACUGGCCUCUCAGCCUCAGAAGGAGGCAAUGGUAAACCCCCUCUGAAUACCGCUUACCAUGAAAACCCUAUUCAUAGGGUCGCCAUAAGUCGGAAUCGACUUGAAGGAGUCCAUUUCCAUUUUCAUGUGUAAAUAUGGACAGUAGAAAUAUAGCUAGGAAGAUGAUUGAAAAGGACACAAGAUCUAAGAACAAUUAGUGAACAGAAAUGUACAUACAUGUAUUUUUAAAAUGGGAAGAGAAUGAAAUCUUUUUUAAGAUAAAGGAAGAAAAUGUGACUGUAAGAAGGAAAAACAGAUAGAUCAGCAUUGGAAAUCUGGGAAAGAAAUGCUAAGGAAAUAUGAGAAGAUGCAUUGGAAGAGCGAAGGACAUGUUCACAUUGAGAAUAGGUUAGACAAGAAAGUGAAAUGUUUGGUCUUGUGUUUUGAGAACAAUGGUAAACAGGCAAAAAUCAGAAUAGGGUAUAUUUCCUAGAAACCAGAGAAACUGCUAUGGAAGGAGACUUAACCAGAGCUUGUUAGUGCUGUUGUGCAGCUUCCACAAUGGGUUUACACUAGAGCAUACUCUUAGAAAACAUAGUACAUCACCUAGUGUUAAAUAGUGUUGUAGCACUACAGGUUAUUGGUUUUCACCAAUUCCCUCUACCUCCUGCAGUCCAUCACUCCAUAUCCCAUCCCGUCCAAAGGAUCCCCACACAAUACUUGUGCAAGCAGAAGAACUUUCUGCUAAGGCAAAGCCCUGACUAGAUAUGCAACCCUUUCUCCAGAUAUCAGGUCAUCAUUUCUGUUUGGAAAUUCUGUUGAACUUCUUAAUAAGGUAAGCUAAAUAGACAACAGCACUUUAUUCUUCAGCCCUAACAGCCAAUUGAUGGUUGAUUGCAGAUGUCUGAAUUAGAAAAAAGUUGUCUCCAGCACACACAAAAACACUGUUUUCCCAUUCAGUCCAUAAUUUUAUUUCUAUGGCUGUUGAGCUGUAAAACAUAUUUAUUUGGUACACACCUUAGCUUACAAUUACUAAAAUGUUUCCCUUCCAAGAGUUUAUUAUGCCUACUUUAUAUUUUUGCUCUUCAAAAUAAAUUUAAUAUAGCAGAUAUUGUCAAGCAUCUAUUGAAUCACCGAAAUGUUGUAAUUACUUAUGUGAUCCUUGCAGCAUAUCUUUCUAUUGCAAUGCUCAUCCGGAGACAUACAGUUGGACUUUUCCAAAGAGGCAUUAACCAAACAAAUGUGCUGUUUGGUUUAUGUGAAGCUGCCUGCUGUUACAAAACUUGUCAGUGAUUCACAUUUUAGAAGACAUCACCAAUUCUCCUCAAUAAAAGGCAAAUUAUUUCA